GACACAAGCGUUGCUUUAGAAACCAGGUACGCUGCGUUAGCUUAUAGAGAGCUCGAGAAAACUUCGUCCUGUUUCUGCUUUUAAUUGCUAACGAAGUGGUGAAAAGCAUCCUCACCUGUAGUUAGUUGGCAUAUAUUUUUCAUAUGGCUGCACAAAUUUAAUAUACCGUGUAUACAACUGUUAGCAAACGCGAGCUACCAGUGAACACAAUGGGGUCUUCAGGAGAAGAUGAAGCCCAUGUAAACUUAAACCCAGCCCUGAAAGCUCUCAGAGCCCUCACUGCCGAGACAUCUGAACAGAGCUUUAUUGAGGUUCUAACAAAGGUGAAGGAGCUCCUCAGCAGAAAGUCUGUGGGAGACCAGAGGGAUCUAGAGAAAUGUAAACAAGGCCUUUACUGUGGUGGCGUACUGGCAUACUGCUGUGCUGCACUGAGGUUCAAUCCUGCUAAAAUAGAAGGGGGUUAUGCCUCUAUUACACAGAUGGCAGAUAUUAUCAGCACAUGCUGUGUGGGUAUUGGUUCUAUGAGAGAGACGGAAGUCUUUCUUAACCGGUUUCUUCCGUCAGUAACAGAAAACCUGCUGUUCCUCGCUCACCGCCUAAUGAACAGAGCCUUAGGGGAUAAAGGACAAAUUGAGAUGCUUCGACUGUUUAGGAAAGUCUUUGAUUCUCUCAGCUGGCUCCUGAGAGCUUACAGUCAUUUAAUUCCCUCUGUCCUCCUUUCCAAACAUUAUGAGAGCGUGCAGAUGAAUGAGGAUGAUGAAGCUUCUGCAGUUACACUACUGAUGUGGUACAAUCUGUUCAGGACAAACAGUACAGUUGUAUCUGAGAUGGGGAGAAAAGCACUGAGCAGUGUCAUGGAUGAUGUCAUAUAUAAAAUGUCCAGCAGCACCAACCCUGUGAUUGGCAGCGCUGCCACCAAAAUUUUGCUGCUGAUGAUAGAGCAACACAGCCAGACUUUACAGCUCCUUCACAAACACUACAAAGGUUUGGAUGAUUUGGUGAGGAAAGACUGGCAGGGUAAGGGCUUUGAUGCAGCACUGGAGCAGCUAAUUGAUCGACUGCAGGCUGAAGUUCCUGAAAGAAACUAUCAGGCUAAGCACUCUUCUGAACAGCGAGUUAGAGCUGCCUGUGUGAUCCAGGCAGUCUGGAGAGCCUAUCAGACCAGAUGCAGAAUAAAGAAACUUCCCAGAGCUGUUAGUGUAUUACAGCGGAGCUUCAGAGAGAGGAGAAGACGGCUGCAGGAAGAGACGGAGAAACGCCGUGCAGAAGAGGAGUUGCGGCAUCAAGUACUUCUGCGUCGACAGCGGGCCAUUCGCCAGUUUCGUCAACGACAGCUCCAUCUAAUGGAGAUUCUGCCUGCAGACCAGGUGGCGCGGUAUCUGGGUGAACUGGAGAACAGAGCAGCUCUGCUGAUCCAGAGAAUGUGGAGAGGAUACAGAGAGAGACAGCGCUUUCAGAAGAGCAGAUACCAGCUCCAACAGCACAAAGCUGCAGUCAUCCUGCAGAGAGCUAUUUUGAGGUUUCUUAAGCGACGGAGAUCUCAAAGGAAUAUUCUAGCGCCAUGGAAAGGCCCCGGAGGCCUAACUGACAGCAGGAGAACAGAGCUGAGGAGACAGAUAGAGGAGCACGUAUCCCUUUACCCUUCCUCUGUGGCAUCAGUAGAGGGCACUGUGGAGCUCCAUGAGAAAGCUCAAAGCAUGCUGCAGCAGCACCUGAUGACUAGAGCCUCUGAUCGGGUCCAAGAGCAGCACAGGCAGGCCUUGCUGGCCCAGAUCAACACGGACAUGGAGCUCCUUCUCAACGCUCCCUCUCUGAAAGAAGCUACUGAGGAAGACGCUGGCCUUUUCCUGAGCCGCUCCACACCAGUGGCAGUGCGUGCCCGGCAAUCCCACAAUGCCUUGCUACAGAGCAUGAGACUACCCUGGUGGAGGAUGCUGGAAGAAGAAUCCACCAGCCUAGAGACGCUUUCUCAUAAGGAUUAUGAUAUAGAGUUUGAGUCUUUGUACCUGGGGGGGCAACUGUAAACAUUUCUAGAUGCCUUCAUGACAGUUAGCAUUUUGCAAACUAUCUAAAUCAUCACUCACUUGCCCCAAAGAGCUUUUGAGUGAUCUCUUAACUGUCUUGCUUAUCAUACAGAAGCUACAGAAGUCUAUUGAUAUUACUAAACAAUUCAUGAUACUGGUGGUUUGUAUGAUACUAGUUCAUGAGGUUUAAUUUUCCAUUACUUGUUAGCUAUUUGUUAGCUACAUCAGGUGCUUAGCUUCAGUGAAGCUUUAUGGAGUUGAUUGUGCUUCUGCCUUAUCAGUUGUGAGCUGCAGUGCAGUCUUGAUUGUGUAUGUAUGAUAGUAGUUUUAUUUAAAAAAAAAAAAAAAUAAAUAAAU
Messenger RNA from Pygocentrus nattereri (red-bellied piranha), 2381 nucleotides. RefSeq names its product IQ calmodulin-binding motif-containing protein 1. Bases 210 to 2024 code for a protein of 604 amino acids. Gene Ontology annotation, molecular function: calmodulin binding. Gene Ontology annotation, cellular component: cilium. The transcript is spliced from 13 exons. Gene Ontology annotation, biological process: cilium assembly. The record is from RefSeq and is a predicted model, not a curated record. Lineage: Eukaryota; Metazoa; Chordata; Actinopteri; Characiformes; Serrasalmidae.